UUUUACCCUUUUUGAGUUCCCCGCUGAAAUAGCUUUUGUUUUUGUUUUUUUGCUUAUUGAAAGGAUCUUAAGCUCUAUGUGUUUCCCUGCUUUUCAUUUAAUAUUCGUUUUCUUUGGCAGUUUUCGAAAGCAGCAAUCGAUCUUCUUCUCUUCGUUGCCUUUUCUAGUUUUCUCGCCGUAAAAGAGGUUGUCUUGACAAGUUUUAAGUUCUGAUGUCUCCACCGCUGCUGGGCGUGGAAGAGGGAGGGCAAAUUAAUGUUCCUUCUCCAGCUGUUGAGUGCAUCUCCCAGAAUGACUUGGGUUUAAAGGAGAUAAAUUAUCUGGGAUUGUCAGAUUGCUCUUCAGUAAACAUCUCUGGUGUCUCAAGCUUGCCAGAGGGUAGCAGCAAUAAUCUUAAUUUGAAGGCGACAGAGCUUAGGCUUGGCCUUCCUGGAUCUCAAUCCCCAGAGAGAGAUGUGGAUCUUUGCUUGCUGAACUCGGUUAAACUUGAUGAGAAGACACUUUUUCCUCUACUUCCUUCUAAAGAUGGAAUCGGCUCUUCAUCACAGAAAAGUGCUGUUACUGGAUACAAAAGGGGGUUCUAUGACACCAUGAAUGGGUUCUCCCGGGUGAAAGGCUCUCUAUACACUGAAAAAGAUUGGAUGUUUUGUGGAGCUGGUUCUGAAUCUCAGCCCGUGGGACAUGGUCAAUGUCCUGCUAAUUCAGGGGUUAAUGUGAUGUCAGCAAGAUCUUCUGGAGUUCAAGCAUCUGUAGAAAAAGAUGGGCCUGCAAAUGUGCAAAAUACCAAUGUAGCCAACCUUAAGCAAAGUGGCGUUUCUAAUCACAACAGCAGUGCACCUGCUGCCAAGGCACAGGUUGUUGGCUGGCCACCAGUAAGAUCAUUUAGGACCAAAACUCUGGCCACUUCUAAGAACAGUGAUGAAGUUGAUGGAAAACCUGGUCCAGGUGCUCUUUUUGUCAAGGUCAGCAUGAAUGGGACUCCUUACUUGAGGAAGGUAGAUUUGAGAACUUAUUCAACUUAUAGGGAGCUGUCUUCUGCACUUGAGAAGAUGUUCAGUUGUUUUUCGCUUGUUCCAUGUGGGUCUCAUGGAGCUCCUGGGAAGGAAAUCUCCAGUGAAAGAAAGUGGAAGGAUCUUUCACAUGGAUCAGAAUAUGUGCUAACAUACGAAGAUAAAGAUCGUGACUGGAUGCUUGUUGGUGACGUUCCAUGGGAGAUGUUCAUUGAAACGUGCAAGAGGCUGAAAAUUAUGAAGAGUACUGAUGCAAUUGGAUUAGCACCAAGAGCAACAGAGAAAUGCAAGAUUGAUCAGUAACUAGAAAGAGAUUCAAUUGUUGAUUUCCUUACCAAAGCAAAAGUGACGAAGUAUGAAGGUUGUGAUAAUCAAAAGCUGAAAGCUACAGGGUAAAAGAUCAUAUGAUAUAAAACCAUCUCAUCUAUGUGAUUCCACCAAGAAUCAGUUUACUUUUUAUGUUUUUAUCGCAAAUUUACGAUGAUUGUUAAAAAUGUUUUAAGAACAUUACUGAUUAUGGAUAAUGUGUG
This is a messenger RNA of Hibiscus syriacus, 1540 nucleotides long. RefSeq names its product auxin-responsive protein IAA9-like. Gene Ontology annotation, cellular component: nucleus. NCBI's taxonomy places the organism in Eukaryota, Viridiplantae, Streptophyta, Magnoliopsida, Malvales, Malvaceae. Gene Ontology annotation, biological process: regulation of DNA-templated transcription. Bases 213 to 1313 code for a protein of 366 amino acids. Gene Ontology annotation, molecular function: protein binding. The record is from RefSeq and is a predicted model, not a curated record. The transcript is spliced from 6 exons.